Messenger RNA from Astrephomene gubernaculifera, 2801 nucleotides. The record is from the annotation of a GenBank genome assembly. NCBI's taxonomy places the organism in Eukaryota, Viridiplantae, Chlorophyta, Chlorophyceae, Chlamydomonadales, Astrephomenaceae.
GUCUGGGAUCAACAUUGCAGCGUCAAUCGCAUGUAGCAUUCAUCACUGGUUACAAGAUCAGCAUGUCGUGGCCCCUCACGACGGGGCGUUGUGGCCGGAUGGGCUUUGGCCCAUGCAGCGACGCCCACGCCACGAAGUACCAACAACGGCCCUCAGCCGCCCUUACUCAGACCCCUUACCAACUUCUCCUUAAUCCUAAAGCCAAUUCUGGCAGGCUACCAGCCGUAUACGCCUCGCAGUCGGUACCGGCAUUGCAGUACGCAAGAAAACUAGAAAAUGGCGCCCCUCGGCUUCCUAGACCUGACUUCGCGCCCCGGGCCCCCAUCCAAACGCUAGCGCUUCGGAGCCAUGGCCCCGCUGUGGGCAAGGGGGACGGAGAGGAGGUGGCGGUGGCAGACAGGCAAACCGACGCGGACAACCCGGUGACGGGACCCAGCCCGCCGUACGAUCCUGGUCGUCGUACGGAUGAUGCGGGUUCAUCGGCAACAGCGGCAACCACGUCCGACGUGGCAGCAGGAAGUACGGCAGCGGAGGCAACUGCGGCAGUACCUGAUGCCGUACCCUCAUCUCCGUACAAGGACCUGCGCGCCCUGGAUGCCGAGAUCCUAUCCAUUGCUCUGCCGAUGCUAGCCACACUGGCCGCCGACCCCAUCGCGGGUCUGGUGGACAGCGCCUACCUGGGCCGCGCCGGCUCCUCCCAGCUGGCGGCGGUGGGGGUGGCGCUCAGCGUCUUCAACACCGCCACCAAGCUCUUCAACGUGCCGCUGCUGGCAGUCACCACAAGCAGCGUGGCAAAGGCAACCGGAGCGGCGCGCGCGGCGAAGGAGGCGAUCACGGCGGCGGCAGCAGCCGCCGCGGAGGAGGUGGCGGAGGCGGAGCCUGCCGCCGUGUCUUCUCCCAGCACCCUGCAGACCGCCGCCGCCGCCGCCGCCGCCGCCCAGGCCCGCGCCGCCUCCUCCUGCAUCUGGCUGGCUGCGCUGGUGGGGCUGGCGCAGGCGGCGCUGCUGCUUGCGGGCGGGCAGUGGCUGGUGCGGGUGUGGGGCGUGGCGCCGCAGUCGCCGGUGUACGAGGCGGCGGUGGCGUUUCUGCUGGUGCGGGCGGCGGGGGCGCCGGUGACCAUCCUCAUGCUCACGCUGCAGGGCGUCUUCCGCGGCCUGCAGGACACCCGCACGCCCUUCCAAGCCACCCUGGUCUCCAACGCGAUCAAUAUCGCACUCGCCCCGCUGCUGGUAUUCGGAAUGAAGCUGGGCGCGGUGGGCGCGGCGGCGGCGACGGUGGCGGCGCAGGCGCUGCCGCUGGGCCUUAUGGCGCGGGAGCUCUGCCGCCGCCUGCCGCUGUUUGGAGCGGGGACGGGAGUGGGGGCUGCUGCGGGCGGGGCUGCUGGUGCUGUUGGGAAGGGUGCAGCAGUCGGCAGUCUGGCGCAGGGCUGGGCGGCGCUGGCGGAUGUGCUGCCUCUGUUCAAGCCCACUGGCUUCCUGGUGCUCCGCAGCGCCUCCGUCACCGCCACCUACGCAGUGGCAACCACGCUGGUGGCGAGGGCGGGUCCCGCAGUGGCGGCCAGCCACCAGAUCUGCUUCCAGCUCUGGCUGGCCUGCUCGCUGCUGGCUGACGCGCUGGCGGUGGCGGCGCAGUCGCUCAUGGCUCGCGACCUGGGCGCCGGCUGCACGCUGGGCGCGCGGCAGGUGGCGGGGCGCGUGAGCCGUCUGAGCUUGGGGCUGGGGCUGCUGCUGGCGGGGGUGCUGGCGGCGGGCGGGCGGGUGCUGCCGGGGCUGUUCUCCACGGACCCGGAGGUGCUGCGACUGGUGGCGAACCUCUUCCCCAUCAUCGCCGCCACGCAACCCAUCACCGUACUCGCCAUGGCCUGGGAUGGCAUUCUGUACGGCACUGGCGGAUUCCGUUACGCUGCCGUAUCCAUGGCAGUUGCUGCCGUACCUGCCAUGCUUGUCAUGCAGCUGGGCGGCGGGCUGUGCCAGCAGCUCAUGCGGCAGGCGGGGGUGGCAGCGGGCGCUGCGGCGUGCGUGGCAGCCAACGCGGCAGAAGGUCUCGCGGCGCAGCUGUCAUUGCUGCCGCUGAGUGGGGAGGAGCAGCUGGGUGUGGUGUGGGCGGGCCUUAUGGUGAUGAUGCUGCUGAGGUGGCUGACGAUUGCGGUGCCGUACGCGGGCCGGUGGGGGCCGUUCCGGAAGCUGCGGGCCGAGGACUAGUGGUGUGCGGCGAAGGGGCGGAAGGAAGAGGUGGGGGCGUGAUGAUGGGUGGGAAAUAUACGGGUGCCAGGGAUUCUAGGCGGAUUGACGAGGUUGUUUUUGGUUCUCCAACGGAGUUGUUUGCUCUGGCACCGAGAGCAGUAUACAGUAGUGCAUUGGGUGUACAACUGACUAUGAGUUGCAAUGACCUUGCUUUGCUAAAGCGUCUUAUGCAUGCACGCGCACAAGGCUCUACAGCCCCUGCAGACGUACCGUACGUUGGGAUGCUGCGAGCGAACUGGGAUGCGGCCUUUAGCUAGUUUGACUGUUCGCGCAUGCGCAGGCCGCUGAGAACCGCCUCCGAUGGCGCUGUGCAUGAGUGCAGGAGCACCAGACCAGCCCGCACGGCCACUUGCGCAUGCAUGUGAGCACUGCAAGGAGCAAGGGUUUUAGCCUUUGGCCCUGAUGCUCGCCAAGAUGAGGACAUGGCAGAGGUUUGCAUCAAGAUGAGCCCUUACCACUCGGCCUGAGAGGGCGUUCGCAUUGAGAUGAGGCCUAAUCAUUCGACCUCAGCAGAUCCUUCAAAGCAUCCAGCCUCCAGCAUUGAAGCUGACGCAACAC